AUGGAAGCAGUUGGAUCGAUGGAAUCUAGGGAUAUCACUGCCAAUGUGGGUGGCAGCAGUAGUGAGGGUGCCGGCCUUGAGGCUGGUAACGACUCUACUAGCGUGUUACGUGACUUCGUACAGCAACUUAUGGUUAAGUUCACCAUAUUGAAGCCCUCUACUUUUGUGGGCAGUACAGAUCUAGUUUGUGCUGAGAAUUGGAUCCAGGAGAUCAAGAAGAUCUUAAGUGUGUUAAAUUGCACUGAAAAGCAGAAGGUCACCUUUGCCACGUUCAAGUUGGCAUGGGAGGCUGAGAGAUGGUGGGGGUCUGUUAAGCAGAUGGAAGAGCACCAACCGAUACUGAUAGCAUUGAUGUGGGCCCGAUUCAAAGAACUCUUCUUUGAACUUUAUUUUUUGGCCACAGUUAGAAAAGCAAAAAUGGAGGAAUUUAUGAAUCUAACGCAGGGAUCAUUGACAGUGCAACAGUACGCUGCCAAAUUUCAAGAGUUGUCUCGAUUUUCUCCAUUCGUGAUUCUUGAUGAAGCGAAGAAGGCUUGGAAGUUUCAAAGGGGUCUGAGGAGUGAGAUCCGUAAGCAGACGGUGAUCUUGCAGUUGCAAGAUUUUUCUACGUUAGUUGAUAAUGCCACGGUAGCAGAGGAGUGUUUAUUAGAGGAUGUAGAGGUUUAG
This is a messenger RNA of Malania oleifera, 666 nucleotides long. RefSeq lists its product as uncharacterized. The record is from RefSeq and is a predicted model, not a curated record. NCBI's taxonomy places the organism in Eukaryota, Viridiplantae, Streptophyta, Magnoliopsida, Santalales, Ximeniaceae. The transcript is spliced from 3 exons. Bases 1 to 666 code for a protein of 221 amino acids.